GUUAAAUUAUAGCUUCAAUUGUGUUAUUGUUUUCUUUUGGCAAUUUCAAUUGAAUUGAAAUGGAUGAACAAGAUUUGAAUAAACUUAAAAGGAGAAUUACUUCAAGCUUCAAACUAAGUGGUUUCCUAAUCCGUACAGACAACAGCACAUUUCUAGCUGAGCAGUUGUUUCCGUUUGAGGAAACUGAAAGGGAAAAGUGGCUUACCGUGAUAAUCGAAAAUUUGCAGAACCAGCGCCUUGAGACGGUACAAGUCGAACGUAGUGUGCUUGAGAAAGCUAUUAAUGAAAUAAACCGUGUGGGUUUAGAGGAAGGUGAAACAGUAUUUUCACUGAUCAAUUCGUACUCAAUACCAAGAUUUAAUUACAACUCGCAAACAAAGAAAUUUGAACGGGACACCACAGCACGAAAAAUAUUUGCGAAACCAAGUAUGAAAUCUGGAUACCUGCGCGAACGAUAUGCUAUGUUGUUGCAGAAAACUUUGAGGCACGAAUUGUUUGCGCCAGCCGUGAUAGAAGGAGGUGUGUCGGCUGAUUCACGGGCUAAAAAGUUUAAACUACUCUAUGCAGAAAAUUUAUUAGCAUCAUCGUCCGUAAAAGAAGCUGUUGUGUUAGGCUUACUUACACAGAUUAUAGAGGGAAAAUUUUUUGUUGAAGAUCCAACAGGUUAUGUAGAGCUCGAUUUAAGUGCAGCACGUUUUCAUUCUGGAUUUUUUUGUGAAGGUUGUUUUGUUUUGGCAGAAGGUACAUUUAACAAUGGUGUUCUCAAGGUUGAUGGAUUAGGAUUUCCUCCAGCGGAACCAGCAUCGAGCAGCCGUGCAUUCUUUGGUACUCAAAAUACUUGGGGCGGAGAUUCCACUAAACUCUUAAAAUAUUCUAAUCGCUUGCAAGAAGUAGAACGUACAAACACGGAAGCAACAAUAGUAUUCCUAUCAGAUGUACGUCUUGACGCACCGAAAGUUAUGGAGAAAUUAAAAAUGCUUUUUGAAGGCUAUGAUUCGUGUCCUCCGGCAGCUAUAGUGCUGAUGGGUCCCUUUGUUACAGCAAACCGUAAUCACUACGAAUUGCGAGACCAUUUUACUGCAUUGGGUGCCUUAGCGGCAGGUUGUGAUCAUUUAAAAAAGCAAACAGACCUCAUUUUAGUGCCAUCAUCUGAUGAUCCUACUGCAGCAAAUAUUUUACCUCGUCCUCCAUUACCUGCCUUACUAACAGCUGGUUUACAAAAGGCUUGGCCGCGCACACUGCUCGCGACAAAUCCCUGUCGGCUACAAUAUUGUACACAACAAAUUACUGUAUGUCGUCUUGACUUAAUGACUAAAUUUUGUCGCAAUACCCUACACUUCCCAACAGAUACCGAAAAUAUUGAUCAACAUUUUGCACGUACAAUCAUAUGUCAAGGCCAUUUAACGCCUAUACAUCCAAUCGCAAUACCUGUGUACUGGGAUUAUGAUCCUGCUUUGUGGUUGUAUCCAUUGCCCGAUAUUGUUGUUAUCGGCGAUUCAUGCCAGUCAUUUUCAAUAUCUCAGCAUGGCUGUACAGUAUUGAAUACAGGUUCAUUUGUGAAGUCUAAGUUUGGAUUCAAAGUUUAUAUACCAUCAACGCGCACCAUCGAGGAUUCUGAAAUACCUGACCAGAUGGAAUAGUAUCGUAGAUUGUUGCUAUAUUUAUAUGUUAUUAUUUUUAAGCCCAAUAUAUUUAUUAAUUUUUAAAGAACAUUGUUGUAACAUUAUCAAGCCUUUGUCGCGACUUUAUUAGUUUUUUAUGCAAAGGAAGCAUUUCCCGCUUUGUUGCUUGAAGUUAUGAACUUAUAUCGGCAAAAAUUUUUAUUCAUCCUGCAAAGAAAAAAAUUAGGAGUGUGUUUGGUCUGAUAAGAAAGCAGACAUUAUUCUAAAUUUGCCAUAAAAUAAAUGCUUCGCAUUAUUAUUGUGGUUGACAAACCGUGAUGGCACCAUUAUUUGGCUUCUGCUAUCAGUGCAGCAUGUGUUCCUCACUAGGCGAACAGUAUGUGAAAAUGUUGUAAAAUAUCAACUUAACGUGCGUUGAACGUUGCGCACAAUCUGCUACGGUUCCAGGCGAUGUGUUUAAAUUGCGCUACCCUUACAACUGCUUCCAUACUGUGUGCUCCUGUUGUUGUGCUGUUGUGAGUGUAAGGAUCCUAUUAUUUUUGAUGACUUAAAGCCGAUUUAGAAAAAUAUUGUUUUGUUGAUUUCUUUUCAUGUGUGCGAUGAACAUUAUUUUUCUUUCAGCGAUGGUGGUUUGCGUUUUCGUUAAUAAUUUAAUUUUUCGUUUUUCCAAUAUUAAAUUUAUAUACUCGCCUGUUGAAGAUGAGGAAAAGAUUUGUAUUUCCAGUUUCCCUAAAUAAUUUUACUAAAAUUUUAUUGUAGGUAUUUUUCGUAGACAAUUAUCAAAAUUAAAUCCAAUGUUAAUAAUAUUAUUUAAUAACUGACUUUGAAAGGAUUUAAAGUGGCUGGGUUGGGUAUUGCAAUUUAAGCGGAAAGUAUUUCCCAAACGAUUUAAUAUAUUUAUUUAUUUAUUUCUUAUUUACCACAUUAGUAU
Messenger RNA from Teleopsis dalmanni, 2553 nucleotides. RefSeq names its product DNA polymerase epsilon subunit 2 (gene DNApol-epsilon58). Gene Ontology annotation, biological process: error-prone translesion synthesis; DNA-templated DNA replication. The record is from RefSeq and is a predicted model, not a curated record. Gene Ontology annotation, cellular component: epsilon DNA polymerase complex. Gene Ontology annotation, molecular function: DNA binding. The coding region runs from base 60 to 1640 and encodes 526 amino acids. Lineage: Eukaryota; Metazoa; Arthropoda; Insecta; Diptera; Diopsidae. The transcript has 2 exons.